This is a messenger RNA of Prunus armeniaca (apricot), 804 nucleotides long. The record is from the annotation of a GenBank genome assembly. Lineage: Eukaryota; Viridiplantae; Streptophyta; Magnoliopsida; Rosales; Rosaceae.
AUGGCAGAAACAACAAAGAGGUAUGCAGUUGUCACAGAGGCUAAUAAAGGGGUUGGAUUUGGCACAGUUAAGCAGUUGGCUUCAAAUGGGGUCACUGUGCUUGAUGUUACAGAUCCUUCUAGCAUUACUUCCUUGGCAGAUUUUGUCAAAACCCAAUUUGGGAAACUUGAUAUCUUGGUGAACAAUGCAGCAAUUGCUGGAAGCCAAGUAAAUCCUGAAGAUUUUAGAUCAGCUGUAAGUGGUAAGAAGCCUGAAGAAAUCCGUUGGGGGGAAAUACCGACGAUACCGAACUACAAGUUAGCAGAAGAAAGCCUGAAAACAAACUACUAUGGUACCAAAAGAGUGACUGAAGCACUUUUGCCCCUCCUCCAGCUAUCUGAUUCACCAAGAAUCGUUAAUGUUUCUUCCGGUGUUUCUAAGCUUAUGAAUUUUCCAAAUGGAUGGGCUAAAGAGGUACUAAGUGAUGCCGAGAGCCUUACAAAAGAGAGAAUAGAUGCAGUGUUGGCUGAGCAUUUAGAAGACCUUAAACAAGGUUUGGUAGAAAACAAAAGCUGGCCAACUAUCUUUCCGCCCUAUACAGUCUCAAAAACAGCUGUGAAUGCAUACACUAGAAUUCUGGCCAAGAAGUACCCAAACUUCUACAUCAAUUGUGUGAGCCCUGGAUUUGUCAACACAGAUAUAACCUUCAAUACUGGAACCUUAACCAUCGAAGAAGGUGCUGAAAGCCUUGUCUGGUUGGCGCUGCUCCCCAGUGGUGGUCCUACUGGCCACUUCUUUUCUCGCAAAGAAGCGACACCUUUUUGA